Molecule: messenger RNA, 5240 nt
Organism: Mustela erminea (ermine)
Lineage: Eukaryota; Metazoa; Chordata; Mammalia; Carnivora; Mustelidae
Gene: GAB2
Product: GRB2 associated binding protein 2
Exons: 10
Coding region: 225-2258 (677 amino acids)
Source: RefSeq, a predicted model, not a curated record
ACUCCCGGCUGGGUGUGCGCGCGGGCCCGGGAGCGCGCAGGGAGAGCGGGAGCGCGCCAGGCGGCCGGGCCCGCGCUCGCCGCCUCGUCCUCACCCCGCGGCCGCCAGCCGCCCCGGCCCCUCCCCUCCCCCGCGAGCUGCGCACCGCCGGCCGGCUGACCCAGCGGCCCGCGCCCGCGCCCUUGUCCGGCCGACCCCGCGGCGGGCUCCCGGCGGCUGGCAGCAUGAGCGGCGGCGGCGACGUGGUGUGCACCGGCUGGCUGAGGAAAUCGCCCCCCGAGAAGAAGUUGAGGCGCUAUGCCUGGAAGAAACGCUGGUUUAUCCUGCGGAGUGGUCGGAUGAGCGGUGACCCAGAUGUUCUGGAAUACUACAAGAAUGAUCACUCUAAGAAGCCCUUGAGGAUCAUCAACCUGAACUUCUGUGAGCAGGUGGAUGCGGGCCUGACCUUCAACAAGAAGGAGCUGCAGGAUAGUUUUGUGUUUGACAUCAAGACCAGCGAGCGCACCUUUUAUCUGGUGGCCGAGACGGAGGAGGACAUGAAUAAGUGGGUCCAGAGCAUCUGCCAGAUCUGUGGCUUCAAUCAGGCUGAGGAGAGCACAGACUCUCUGAGAAACCUCUCCUCCGCCAGUCACGGCCCCCGCUCCUCUCCAGCUGAGCUCAGCAGCUCCAGUCAGCACCUUCUCCGGGAACGGAAGUCCUCAGCUCCGUCGCACUCCAGCCAGCCCACCCUGUUCACCUUUGAAACCCCGGUGUCCAACCACAUGCAGCCCGCCUUGUCCACCAGCGCGCCUCAGGAGUAUCUCUACUUGCACCAGUGCAUCAGCCGGAGGGCUGAGAACGCCAGGAGUGCCAGCUUCUCUCAGGGCACGAGGGCCUCAUUUCUUAUGAGGAGCGACACAGCCGUACAGAAGCUUGCCCAGGGCAACGGACACUGUGUCAACGGGGUCAGUGGUCAAGUCCACGGUUUCUAUAGCCUCCCCAAGCCAAGCCGGCACAAUACGGAGUUCAGAGACAGUACCUACGACCUCCCCCGGAGCCUCGCCUCCCACGGCCACACCAAGGGCAGCCUCACGGGCUCUGAGACCGAUAAUGAGGACGUAUACACCUUCAAGACGCCCAGCAACACCCUGUGUCGGGAGUUCGGGGACCUCCUCGUGGACAAUAUGGACGUGCCAGCCACCCCGCUGUCAGCCUACCAGAUCCCUAGGACGUUCACGCUGGAUAAGAACCACAAUGCCAUGGCAGUGGCCACUCCCGGGGACUCGGCCAUCGCUCCCCCACCCCGGCCUCCCAAGCCAAGCCAGGCAGAAACACCUCGAUGGGGCAGCCCUCAGCAGAGACCCCCAAUCAGCGAAAGCAGCAGAUCCAUCUCUGCCGCGGCCACCAUCCCCAGGCGCAACACGCUCCCAGCCAUGGACAACAGCCGACUGCACCGAGCUUCUUCCUGUGAGUCCUACGAGUACCCGCAGCGCGGUGGCGAGAGUGCAGGCCGGUCUGCCGAGUCCAUGAGUGAUGCAGUCGGUUCUUUCCUGCCCGGGAAAACUGCCGUGGGCCGGUCAGAGAGCAGCAAUUCCGAGGACAACUAUGUGCCCAUGAAUCCAGGGUCCUCCACCCUGCUGGCCACGGAGCGAGUAGGCGAUAACUCCCAGAGUGUCUACAUCCCCAUGAGCCCUGGACCCCACCACUUUGAGGCCCUUGGCUACCCCUCAGCAGCCCUUUCUAUGCACCGGGGCCCCAGCCGAGGGAGUGAGAUCCAGCCACCCCCUGUCAACCGCAACCUCAAACCUGACCGGAAAGUAAAGCCAACACCACUUGACCUGAGAAACAACACUGUCAUCGAUGAGCUCCCCUUCAAGUCACCCGUCACCAAGUCUUGGUCUAGGGCCAUCCACACCUUCAAUAGUUCCUCCCAGUACUGCCGCCCCAUCUCCACCCAGAGCAUCACCAGCACAGACUCCGGGGACAGCGAAGAGAACUACGUCCCUAUGCAAAAUCCAGUGUCUGCAUCUCCCAUUCCCAGUGGCACCAACAGUCCUGCCCCGAAGAAGAGCACGGGCAGUGUUGAUUAUCUUGCCCUGGACUUCCAGCCGAGCUCCCCCAGCCCCCACCGCAAGCCAUCCACGUCAUCUGUCACUUCUGAUGAGAAGGUGGACUACGUUCAAGUGGACAAGGAGAAGACCCAGGCCCUGCAGAGCACCAUGCAGGAGUGGACAGAUGUGCGGCAGUCCUCGGAGCCUUCCAAGGGCGCCAAACUGUGAUACGGGGCCACCGCACCUGGGGAGGGGCCAGGAGGCAGCAUCUCCAGUGCUGGCUCCUCUCCUCUUCCGCCACCUCCCAACUCACACAAUCUCUCUUCUCCCAGUGCCCCCUCCUGCCACUCUGGCCUUCAAAGCACUUGAUGUCAGGGACCCUGAACCCCUCUCCUAAGAGGAGAGGGCCUGAUCAAGGCACUUCCUCUGCCCACUCGGGGCCCCCCUUUGAUUUUUACCAGUAAUGGCCAUGCCUCUACCCACCUUAGUUAGAGCUAUUGCCAAAAAAAAUCCUUCAGCCUCUUCCUGUCCUUUAGACCCGAACACCUACUAAGGCUUUGGGAGGGGCUGGGGCUCUGAGCCAGAUUCCACACCUCACUUCCGGUCCUAGCCCUCAAGCCCUCCAGCUACUGGGCUACCUCUCCUUCAGUCCCAGAAGAUGCCACAUUGUAUCGCUGACCCAGGGAGCCCAGGACCAGCAGAGCAAAGUGGACAUGGACUUCAUCCUUGUCUUGGUAGAGCAAGGCAAGGCCCCCAAAAGAUGAAGUUGAGAAGGAAGGUUAGCAGUGGUCUUGAGGGACACAGGAAGGAGGUCCCGGAUGCAAAAGGCAGGUGAUACAGACAGGAGUCCUGCCCCUGUGUAGUAGGAAUGGGUUCGGAGAGGCAAAGGGAGGAGGACACAAGGGAGGGAAAACAGAGGAGGAUGGGCAGGGGUGACCAGGGCCCCUAGUCCAGUGGCACACCCAGGCCCCCCUCCAUGGGCGUACAGGAGGGGCUAGGAAGGUGUGGGGUGCUGCAGCCAGUGCAAGGUGGAGAGGGAGUCGGGGGCAGUAGGUAGGUACUGCAGGGCCUACCCCUGAGGGGCUGGCCGCUGUAGUGGGGAGGGAGCAGCAAACGUGCCUCUGCAGGACAGGUGGUGGGGCAGCGCAGAUAACUGAUGGGCUGAGAGGCAGGAGGCGGACAGUGCAGCUGGGGGCAGGGGGGUGGGGGUGGGGUGGAAAGCCCGGGCAAUGCCUGGGGCUGCAGGCCAGAGCCGUGAGUGUGAGGGUCAUGGGGAAAGCAUUGCAGGGGAGGGUGGGGCCAAGAGGAUGUUGGGGAGGGCUGGGGCUUCUGCUGCAGCCAAAGCCAGUAGGAGUAUGGUCCCGGGAGCCCUGAGCCAUGUUGGAUUCAGACCUGGUCCCUGGGAAGGGAGAGGCCAGACCUCUGCUCCUGUGGCUUAAAGGCCCCGCGUGAGCUGUGUCCUCCCCCACCAGGUCUUUUGUCCUAAGGUGGGAAGGACAGAUCUGAAUCUUUUGCCGAUGGUUCUUGCCCAAAUCUUCCAGGGUUGCCGAGGUCUCAUCCCACCCUGGGAUGAACAGAUCUCAUUCCUACAGAAAAAAAUACUUCCCACCACGGCUGACGGAGGUGGCUACCGCUCACCUUUGGGUUCCCGUGAGCACACACCUGGCCAUGGUCUCAGAAGCCCCACUCCGGCCAGGAGGAUUUUCUGCACACUCUCCUAGCAGUUCAGCUCAACUCAGUGGGAACUGACGAAUGGCAGCCGGAGCCAGGUUCUGGGAAUUUGAGAAUUUGUGCACUUGAGGUGUGGGUAGGGGAGACCCAAGGACACAGGACAUUGGUAAGGGCCGUGAGAGAGACUGGAAGCAAGGCUACUUCAGGAUGGUAGUGCAGAUCAGGGAUAGGUGAUGUCUGGGAAAAGGGGGUGCUGAGAUGGGCUCGAGAGGCAGGAAGAAGGGCAGGGUAAAGCACUGGGGCUGAUGGCAGUGGCUGACACUGUCCCUUUAAGGCUCUCGCUGCAGGGUCUCCUAGGACAGAGCAUUGAGUGGCGCUGCCCUGUGACCCAGGUGCCCGCACUUUGGACUACGAAUGAAACUGAGUGUUCAAAUCUAGUGUCCAAGGAGGCCUCCUUCCAGCUCUUGGUUCCUGCAGCUCCCAAGCCCUCAGAGUGAAGGUGGAGAGGCAGAGACAGAAGGACGUGUAAGAGGAUGAUGGCCUGGUGAAUGUAGAGACUCGGGCCUCCCCCAACCCGGUGUCUAGUACACACCUGCCUGUUCAGUUUAGCUCCCUGGUGGCCUGGCAAGGGCAGACUCAGGACGCACGGUGCCUGGGCCAGCAGGAGCAAGCAGCAAAGAGGAAGGAAGGGUUCCAGGGAGUUGAGCAAAGCAAGGUCCCAAGGAGCCACCGCCUGUGAAAGGAUGGUUCCAUCAGAGGGUGGCUGAGGCCCUUCCAGGCUGUUUCUCUGCAGGGGUCUGGCUCACCGGGGAUGGGCAGCACCCAGGGCCUUAGUCAGUCUGCCCGGUCCCCUUCCCGAGAUGGGACUUUGAAGACUUCUACAUUUGAAACCCUUCAAAUACGCCCCAUUUGUAGGAGAGAAGCACAACCAUUCCCGCUCUGCAGUGAGUGGAGCAAGGGCUUGCCCCGGCCGACCCACCCCUCACACCCUUCCAGGAGCUCUGGCCGCAGUUCGCACUCCGGGGCACCCCAUGAGGAAGCGAGGCUGGGCCCAGGAGCACUGCAGCUCCCUCCUCCGGGAGCCAACGUUCUGGGACUUUGCAAGCUCCCUGCGCUGCCUGUGGAGGGGCCCUCUCGAGGUGCAGGCUGUCCUGUGAUAGUUGGUGGUGUGUAUUCUUGUGUGUUGGUUACACAUGUCUUGAAAUUUAGAAUCAUUUCGCACAGAACUGUCAGGAAGAGAAAAGGGGCUAACAGCCCAGUCUUAGGUUCUUGCCCUGUUAUACCAUUUUAAAAUCGACAUUUAAUUUUUCAAAUCACUGUUGGUGCCUAAUCACUUAAGUUAUUAAUUUAUUCUGUUUUCUCUUUUAAAAAUGUGUAACAUGUAUUUAUCCUGUGCGUAGGUCUGGGGUGGGGUGGGAAUGUGUUCUUGUGAGUCCUGGUUUUGCUGUGGUGACACACGGCACAGGCCUGGAGCUUGCAGGGCCCUUUUUACGUGGUGUUGGAGCAGGACAACAAUAAAGUCCAUUAGAAGCAACCAGA